Molecule: messenger RNA, 3158 nt
Organism: Effrenium voratum
Lineage: Eukaryota; Dinophyceae; Suessiales; Symbiodiniaceae
Source: the annotation of a GenBank genome assembly
GACUCCGUGCUUCAGGAUCUUUGGUCAUGGACGGUCAUGGGCCGUUUCUUGUUUGGCCAUUGCAAGAAAUGACACGUUUCGACUGGACCGGUUUAGAUGCGGUUGUCUUGUUUCUGAGCCAGGACUAGGUUCACUAUGGCAGGGACAUGCUUCAUGCCGACCGAGCACCUAUCCAUUUGUGGCUUUGCGCGCUUUCCGCGCCUUUUUGGCUCAGCAUUUUGCAAUUUCAGGUACAAAGAAGUGCCAUAGACUUGUUCCGCCGGUUUGCGCGGUUGUUCCUGUCCUGUGCAUAGUGUCACAGACAAUCACUCAUGAGGGCUCCAAUGGAACGCGUCCUGAUCGCUGCUGCAGUGGGUGCAGCGGCCCUGUUCCCGAGCGCCGCCUUGUUCGCGGUGCCCCGCGUUCCCUUGGAGCAGCCCUCCUUCAGCCGCGCCCAAGGUGGGUCUCCACCCCUUUCCGUGGCGCUGGGCAGCGUGUCGCUGAGCCUGGCAGUGGCCUUCGCAGCAGUUCGACCCCUUUCCAGAAGGAUGGCUGGAUCGACUCUUGCCGCCACCAAGCUCAGGUCGCGCGCCACGCGCGUGGCGUGCCGUGCCAUGUUCGAGCGCUUCUCCCCUGGGUCCAUGAAGGCGGUGAUGCUCGCGCAAGGGGAAUCACGGAACCUGGGCCACGAUUACGUGGGCGCCGAGAUGCUGGUGGUGGGCAUUCUGGCCGAGGGCAAUGAGCGGGGCAGCCGUGCCUUGGAGGCUGCCGGCAUCAAGCUGCAGGAGGCCAAGGCAAAGCUGCGUGAGAUGGUGGGCACCGGCGGUGGUGGCAAGGAGAACGCGGAGAUCCCCUUGACGCAGGAAGCCAUGAAGGUCCUCGAAGAGGCCGGGGACAUGUCCAAGCGUGAGGAUUGCGCCAUGGUCGGAUCGGAGCACAUCCUCAGGGCGAUCAUGUCACAGGACGAGAGCCUCGGUACCAAGCUCAUUGGGCACAUGCUUGGCUGCCGGAGUCCCGAAGAAACGCGCGAGAAGGUCCUUCCCAAGAUCAAUGAGGCAUCCAACGAUGUGUCGGGCACUGUGUCGGUGACCGCAGCCGGGGAGGCUUCGGGCGAGAUGAAACUCACAGAGACCAUGAAGUACGCGGAGGACCUGACCAGUGCCGCGGAAGAGGGAAGCCUGGACCCGCUGGUGGGCCGCGACGUGCAGCUGGAGCGUACCAUCCGCAUUCUGGGCAGGAGGUCCAAGAACAACCCGGUCUACGUGGGCGAGGCGGGGGUGGGCAAGACCUCCAUCGCCUGUGGCCUGGCGCAGCGCAUCGUGCAGGGGCGGGUGCCCCCUACGCUGCGGGACAAGCGAGUGCUGUCCCUGGACCUGGCACUGCUGCUGGCAGGCACCAGGUACCGGGGCGACUUUGAGGAGCGGCUCCGGGCAGUGGUCAAGGAAGUGUCCGAGAGCAAUCGCCGGGUCAUCCUGGUCAUCGAUGAGGUGCACACUCUGGUGGGCGCUGGCAGCAGCGGAGGCGAGGGCGGCGGCAUGGACGCGGCCAACCUCCUGAAGCCCGCGCUGGCCAGGGGCCUGUUGCAGUGCAUCGGCGCCACUACCCUGGAUGAGUACCGGCAAUACAUCGAGAAGGACCCCGCGCUGGAGCGCCGCUUCCAGCCGAUAAUGGUGCCUGAGCCGACGGAGGAGGAGUCCGAGCAGAUCCUGCAGGGCUUGGCCCCUCGCUAUGAGCGCCACCACCAGCUGAGGUACGAGCCCGAAGCCAUCCGAGCCUCCGUGCGUCUGGCCUCGCAGUACAUCAACGACCGAUUCCUGCCGGACAAGGCCAUCGACGUGAUGGAUGAGGCUGGCGCCAAAGUUCGCCAGCAGCUCUUCCAGGAGGAGGAGAUGGCGGAGGACAUGGCCGAGCGGCGGAAGCUCGAGAGGGAGCUCCAGAGCCUCAAGGAGAAGAAGAGCCUGGCGGUGGCCAACGAGGAGUUCACCGAGGCCCAGGCGCUGAAGCUGCGCCAGGAGGAGCUGAACACGCGGCUCAGCAGCCUGGUGGGGAAGAUGGAGAAGAACUCCCCCGCCGGCACAGGCGACCAGCAGGAGAAGCUGCGGCUGCUGAGGGCCCGGGUGGAGGAGGCCGUGGCCGCGGAGCGCUUCGACGAGGCCUCAGAGCUCAAGGCCAAGGAACGAGAGGUGCUCGGCGCCAAAGCGGAGGAGGUCUGGGUGACCGAGGCGGACGUGGCCCAGGUGGUGUCCGGCUGGACCGGCAUCGCCGUGGAGCAGGUGUCAGCCACUGAGUCCGCCCGGCUGCUGCAGCUGGAGUCCAAGCUCGGGCAGAGCGUGAUCGGACAGCAGGACGCCGUGAGCAGCGUGUCGCGGGCCCUGCGCCGGGCGAGAGCGGGCCUGCGGAAUCCGGGCCGGCCCAUCGCCGCCUUCAUGUUCUGCGGCCCCACGGGGGUGGGCAAGACAGAGCUGUGCAAGAAGCUGUCCUCCAGCUUCUUCGGGUCCGCGGAGGCGAUGAUCCGGCUGGACAUGAGCGAGUUCAUGGAGAAGCACACGGUCUCCAAGCUCCUGGGGGCCCCUCCCGGGUACGUGGGCUACGGCGAGGGCGGCACCCUCACAGAAGCUGUCCGCCGUCGUCCCUACUCCCUGGUGCUCUUCGACGAGGUGGAGAAGGCGCACCCUGACGUCUUCAACACUCUGCUGCAGCUGCUGGAUGAUGGCCGCCUCACCGACUCUAAGGGCCGUGUGGUGUCCUUCAGCAACACGCUGGUGGUGAUGACCUCCAACCUCGGGAGCCGAAGCGUGCAGAAGGGCGCAGGCGGCGGCCUGGGCCUGGGCUUCGGCACCGAGGAGGACAGCUCCGAGAGGAGCUACAACGCCAUCAGGGAGGCGGUGCAUGAGGAGAUGAAGAGCUUCUUCCGCCCAGAAUUCCUGAACCGCCUGGACGAGAUUUGUGUCUUCAGGCCGCUCACCAAGGCGAUGAUGCUGUCGCCCAAGAUCAAGGCGGUGCCCCAGAAGCGGCCGCCAGAGCCGAGCGGCCCUGGUGAGAAGCGGAGGUCUGCAAGGAUCGAGGCGCCCUUCAUGACUAUCGGCUUCGUUGGAGGUGACCUGGCUUCCUGGGUCCAAGACCCGCAGCCGCUCAUUGAGAGCAUCUUCGACACAGUGGAGUCGGCCCUUGUGCUCUGA